Messenger RNA from Miscanthus lutarioriparius, 636 nucleotides. The record is from the annotation of a GenBank genome assembly. NCBI's taxonomy places the organism in Eukaryota, Viridiplantae, Streptophyta, Magnoliopsida, Poales, Poaceae.
AUGGAGGAGCCGCAGAUCAACAUCCGGAUGCCCGUGUCCCUCCUCCACUGUCAUGCUUGUGUCCUGCCCCUCAGACCCCCGAUUUUCAAGUGCGAGACCGGCCACGUCGUGUGCGGCGCCUGUCGCGGCAGCCACGUCCAGGCCUGCGCCGGCGCCGGCACCUACGUCUCCUGCGCCAAGCUGGACGGGAUCGUGCGUGACGCCAAGGUGGCGUGCGCCUACGAGGCGUACGGCUGCACGAGCUGGGUCGUCUACUACGAGGCGCUGGACCACCACCACCGCUACUGCCGGUUCGCGCCCUGCCUCUGCCCGGACCCUGGCUGCGGGCACUCCACCUCGCCGGCGAGGCUGGCCGAGCACUUCUCCAUCCACCACGGCUGGCACGUCACCGAGGUCGACUACGCGAAGCCGUGCAAGCUCGCCGUCCGGGGCCCCGAGGACAAGCAGGUCCUGGUGGGCAAGGCGGACGGGUGCGUGUUCCUGAUGUCGCCGUGCGCUCUCGGCGCGGCCACGGCCGUGUCGCUGGUGUGCCGUGAGGGCGUGCGGCAAGGGUCGCCACAGACGGGUGCGCGUACAGAGCGGUGGAGGUGGACGACGAAGAGGACGCCGUUGGGGUGGCGGCGCUUGCCGAAGUAG